AUCGGACCGCCAUUUCUUUUAUCUCCUCACCAAAACCCUAGAUCUCUUCGCCGUAACCCUAAUCCCUGCGAAAUUUCCACGACCUCUCUCACGAUCGAUAAAAUCCUUGAGGUCUUUUUAAUUCUAAGCAGCAGUCAAUUAAAAAACAAAGCAAACCAAUCAUGGCGUCCCGAUUUUGGACUCAGGGCGGAGACAGCGACUCCGAAGACGAGAGAACGCAGAGUGAUUCCGAUGACAACCGCAGCGAGGCAGGCCCCGAGCCGGGGGCCAACGCCAGCAAUCCAUACCUCGAGGCGAACGCCAGCGACAGCGAUGACUCCGACAACGACCACCGAGUUGUCAAAUCUGCCCGCGACAAGAGGAACGAGGAGUUGAAGUCUACCAUUGAGCAGAUGAAGAAUGCGAUGAAGAUCAAUGACUGGGUCAGCCUACAGGAGAGUUUUGAGAAGAUCAAUAAGCAGUUGGAGAAGGUGAUGAGGGUCACCGAGGCUGUUAGGGUUCCUAAUUUGUAUAUUGGUGCUCUUGUGAUGCUUGAGGAUUUCUUGGCUCAAGCACUAGCGAACAAGGAGGUGAAGAAAAAGAUGAGCAGUAGCAAUGCUAAAGCUCUCAACUCGAUGAAACAGAAACUGAAGAAAAACAAUAAGCAGUAUGAGGAGCUGAUUAUUAAGUACCGGGAAAAGCCCGAGAGUGAUGAAGAGGGUGAGGACGAGGAAGAUGAAGAGGAGGAGGACGAAGAGGAUGAAGAGGUUGAGUCUGACGAGCUUACAACUGCAACUUUUGAUGAUGGUGAGAUCAGAAGUGAGGAGGGGAAAUGGGACAUGAAGGAUAAGCCUUUGGUCAGGCAAUUCAUGAAGGAUCCAAGCGAGAUUACUUGGGAUGUCGUUGAUAAGAAGCUCAAAGAAAUUGUGGCUGCGAGGGGUAGGAAAGGGACAGGUAGAGUUGAGCAGGUUGAACAGCUAACGUUCCUUACUCGGGUUGCCAAAACACCAGCACAGAAGCUUGAAAUCCUUUUCAGUGUCAUCUCUGCUCAAUUUGAUGUGAAUCCAAGCUUGCUUGGUCACAUGCCCAUAAAUGUGUGGAAGAAGUCUGUGGCAAAUAUGCUUCUUGUCCUUGAUAUUCUUGAGCAGUAUCCUAACAUCGUGGUUGAUGAUACCGUUGAGCCUGAGGAGAAUGAGACCCAGAAGGGUGCCGACUAUAAUGGGCAAAUCCGUGUCUGGGGUAAUUUGGUUGCCUUCCUUGACCGGUUGGAUUCUGAGUUCUUCAAGAGUUUACAAUGCAUUGAUCCACACACUAGAGAUUAUAUUGAGAGGCUCAGGGAUGAACCAUUGUUCUUUGUCGUCGCCCAAAACGUUCAGGACUAUCUUGAAAGGGUCGGCGAUUUUAAGGCAGCUGCAAGGGUGGCCUUGAGAAGAGUUGAGCUCGUCUAUUAUAAGCCACAGGAAGUUUAUGAUGCAAUGAGGAAAUUGGCUGAGCAGAGGGUAGAUGGAACUGAAGGUGGAGAUGAUGUGGAUGGGGUGACAGGGGAUGAUCAGUCUGAGGAUAACAGAGGUCCUCCAGCUUUUGUUGAGAUUCCUGAGCUCGUCCCUAGGAAGCCUACGUUUCCUGAAAGCAGCAGGAUGCUAAUGGAUACAUUGGUGCCUCUCAUUUAUAGGUAUGGGGAUGAGAGAACCAAGGCAAGAGCAAUGCUUUGUGACAUAUAUCAUCACGCUAUCUUUGAUGAGUUCUCGACUGCACGCGACCUUUUGUUGAUGAGUCAUUUGCAAGAAGGGAUUCAGCACAUGGACAUAUCCUCUCAGAUUCUAUUCAACAGGGCAAUGGCACAACUUGGUUUAUGUGCCUUUAGAACGGGUCUUAUCACAGAAGCUCAUGGGUGCCUGUCUGAACUUUAUACAGGUGGUAAGGUGAAGGAGCUGCUUGCACAAGGUGUAUCUCAAAAUCGGUAUCAUGAAAAAACUCCUGAGCAGGAAAAACAAGAGAGGAGAAGACAAAUGCCAUAUCACAUGCACAUAAACCUUGAGCUCCUCGAAGCCACCCAUCUGAUAUGUGCCAUGCUCCUCGAGGUCCCAAACAUGGCAUCCCAUUCGCACGAUGCCAAGCGCAGGAUCAUCAGCAAAACCUUCCGUCGCCUUCUUGAGGUCAGCGAGCGCCAGACCUUCGUGGGCCCACCCGAGAACGUUCGGGACCACGUCAUGUCUGCAACCCGCGCCCUCGCCAAGGGCGACUACCAAAAAUCCUUUGCUGUCCUCAAAUCUCUCGACACCUGGAAGCUCCUACGCAACAAAGAUUCAGUCCUUUCAAUGCUGGAGUCAAAAAUCAAAGAAGAGGCUCUUCGAACUUACCUCUUCACAUACUCCUCUUGCUACGAAUCUUUAAGCGUGGACCAGCUUACUGCUAUGUUUGACCUCUCGGAAGCUCAAGUUCAUAGUAUGGUGAGCAAGAUGAUGAUCACCGAGGAGCUUCAUGCUAGCUGGGACCAACCGACGAAAUGCAUUGUGUUUCAUAAUGUUGAGCAUACUCGGCUUCAAGGUCUCUUGUUUCAGAUGGCAGAUAAACUUAAUAUUUUAGCUGAAAGUAAUGAGAGGGCAGCAGAGGCGAAGACUGGAGGAGGGCUUGAUGGGUUACCUCCGAGGAGGAGAGGAGAGGGUCAGGAUUAUAUGGGCACAGGAGGAGCAGCGGGGAAAUGGCAGGAGAACUUUGUUCAAUCUUCUCAAGGGAGGCAAAGCGGUCGAUUUGGUGGUAGCACGAGGUUAGGUGGAGCUGGAGGGUAUAUCGGUAAUCGCGCAGGGCAGGGGAGUAGAGGAGGAGGUUAUUCAAGCAAUAGGUAUCAGGAUGCUUAUGGCAGUUCUGGGAGGAGUCAUUAUCAGAGUGGCUCAGCGGCGAGAGCUGCACAAAUGGAUUCUUCGGGGCGUAUGGUUAGUCUCAGCAAGGGUGUCAGGAUUUAGCGCGAGGGUAUUUUGAGAAUUUUGCUCAUUUCUGAAGCAUUUGGAGAGGAUAGAAACUAGAUUUUGAGGACUCAGUUUUUAGUUAUUGUGUUGGCAUGGGAGCAAGGACUGUAGUAGCUCGCCUAUUGUUUUCUUGUGAACUUCUUAUUAUGGUACUGUUCUGGUUUUCAUUUUGUUCUGCAACUUGUUGUUUCUGGAUUACUAGCACCUGUUAUCUGUUGGAAUUACCAGUGAUUGAUGAUGCUACUGUUCUGCUUA
This is a messenger RNA of Asparagus officinalis (garden asparagus), 3200 nucleotides long. RefSeq names its product eukaryotic translation initiation factor 3 subunit C. The record is from RefSeq and is a predicted model, not a curated record. Gene Ontology annotation, cellular component: eukaryotic translation initiation factor 3 complex. Gene Ontology annotation, molecular function: translation initiation factor activity; translation initiation factor binding; RNA binding. Bases 162 to 2942 code for a protein of 926 amino acids. The transcript has 4 exons. Lineage: Eukaryota; Viridiplantae; Streptophyta; Magnoliopsida; Asparagales; Asparagaceae. Gene Ontology annotation, biological process: translational initiation.